This is a messenger RNA of Blumeria graminis f. sp. triticale, 1197 nucleotides long. NCBI's taxonomy places the organism in Eukaryota, Fungi, Ascomycota, Leotiomycetes, Helotiales, Erysiphaceae. The record is from the annotation of a GenBank genome assembly.
AUGUCUCUCCCUAUACUUGAUUUCUUGAAGUUUACCACUCACAAAUCCCUCGCAUAUCGUCUUGUAUUAUCGACUCUUACUGGACGUCCGAUUCACGUCUCUCAAAUUCGAGCUACUUCCACCAAUCCAGGCCUAGCGCCGAAUGAAGUUUCUUUGCUUCGUCUUCUCGACAGUAUUACCAAUGGUACUUCCAUCCAGAUAUCUUACACUGGUACUACACUCACCUAUAUUCCUGGACUUAUUACUGGAGGACUACCGACGGGUAGUAGUGAUGUAGUCAAGUGUGUUUUACCCGAUACUUGUCGGCGAGGAGUUAGCUGGUUCCUGCUGCCAAUCUGUAUCUUAGCCCCGUUUGCACAGGCGCCUCUUAAUAUUCGGUUUGAAGGCGAUGGAGUGAUAACAAGUGCGACCGAAGAAGGUGACAUCAGUGUCGACACAAUGCGUACAGCUAUUCUACCCCUCUAUGAUGCUUUUGGAAUUCCACUUAGUCGACUUGAGCUUCGUAUUCUGCAGCGUAGUAGCGCUAUGCGCGGUGGAGCUGGUGGACAUGGUAUCGUCGAAUUACGUUUCGCCGGACAGAUUCGCCUGCCCAAAACGCUACAUCUAUAUAACAGUCCAGGCCGUGUGCGUCGCAUUCGAGGUGUAGCAUACUGCACAGGCGUAAGCGCUAGUGGUAACGCGCGUAUGAUACACUCAGCAAGAAAGGUCCUCAAUCCGCUACUAUUUGAUAUUAAUAUUGCGGCACAAUACGACCAAGCACCUCAGCCAAAGAAGAAUCAAACUACAAAACGUCAAGGCAUAGGAUUUGGACUCAGCUUAAUUGCGGAGACUGUUAAUUCCAGCGUAAUUUAUAGCGCUGACGUAUCAGCACCUAGUGAAGGUGGCAUCACGCCCGAAGACAUAGGGAAAAAAUGUGCACUUCAAUUACUUGAGGUAAUAUCACAAGGUGGCUGCGUUACCCGCAUUGGAGCUGUGACGGUCCUAAUUCUAAUGAACAUGGGAUCAGAGGAUGUUGGUAGACUAAGACUAGGAAGAGAGAUUGCAGGAUCGGAGGAAGUCAUAACCUUGGGACGUGACUUGAGGAAGUUUGGAGCGAGUAGUUGGGGUCUAAGAGACGUCGAAGAUGAUGAAAGUGGAGAUCUCAUAUUCAGUGUGAGGGGAUUGGGAAUUGGCAACGUGGGUCGAAAGAUAGCAUAA